Molecule: messenger RNA, 493 nt
Organism: Cadophora gregata
Lineage: Eukaryota; Fungi; Ascomycota; Leotiomycetes; Helotiales; Ploettnerulaceae
Exons: 3
Coding region: 96-416 (106 amino acids)
Source: RefSeq, a predicted model, not a curated record
UCUCACACUUCCUACUGAAUAUAAGUAAAAUCACCAAUAGCUACAUUCAAACACGCCCCCUGCGAACCAAUUACAAGAUCAUUCAGACAUUCAUCAUGGGAUGGUUCGGAGGCGAUUCUAACGAGGCCCAAGCCUUCGACCAGUAUCAAAAUACCCCGGACGAGCAUAAGGCGAAGAUCUCGCACGAGCUCAUUGGAGGAGCGGCUGCAUAUGAGGCCGCAAAGGCAUAUGAGCAGCACUGUGCUAAGAACGGAAAGCCGGCAAGCCACGCUGAAGCUAAGGAGAUCCUCGCCGGCUUGGCUGGAGCUUUCAUCGACAGAGAGUUCGAGACUCGGGGUCUCAACUUCGUCGACAGGGAGCGAGCCAAGCACGAUGCUCACAAGCGACUUAAUGAGCAGGUAGCUUCGGAAUAUUGAGAUUGAAUUAGAAGACAACGCAGAGAAUGAAUUCUGGAGGUCAGAUCAAUUGAAUAUCUCUAGUACAAGAAAUACUA